AUGCCAAGAAGUAAAGGAAAGAUUUUAUAUAUUGAAAAUGAUACUCAAAGGAAAGCCACAUAUAAGAAGAGACAAAAAGUAGCGUUUAAAAAGGCUCAAGAAAUUAGUACUUUGUGUGAGUGUGAAGUAGCUGGCGUCAGAUAUAGUGAGUACCACACAAAACCUAUGGUAUAUCCAAAUUAUGAAGAUGCAGUAGAAACUUUUAGGAAGUUUGAGGCGCUUCCACUAGCUGAUCAAUCAAAAAACAUGAUGACGACAGAAGAGUUUAUCAAGAAAAUUAUAAAAAAGAAGGAGGAACAAUUAUAUAAGCUACAAAAGGAAAAUGAUAUCAAAGAAAAGACAAAUAUGAUGCAUGAAGUGGUAAAUGGAAAAAAGAUUAUUUCCAUUGACAUGAAAACUAAUGAUCUUAAUGAUCUAAUGUAUGUCAUGAAACAAAAUUUGAAAUUUUUUCGCAAACUGAAAAUUAAAGCUGAUGAAGAGGGUUCUGCCUCUCAACCAAUUUCUUCUAGUGGAACCAACUCCGAGGGUCCAACAUCUCCUACUUUAUUGGUCCCUCAAGUGGAUCCACUAAUAACAAUUCCUUCAUCUCCAAUGCUCCAAGAAUUAAUGUAUUCUUCUACACCUCAACAAAGGCCCCCUAUAAUGGCUUCUCCAAUUGCUGCUUCAGUAAUACCACAAAUGGACUCUUCAAUGAAUAACUAUCAGAACCAUUCUGUUGGAUUUCCACAAAGGUCAGCGUCAUCAGAGUCAAUCGAGUGGGAUGAUGAUAGUAUUAUGUCUUUUUUUGAUGAUUCAUAG
Solanum stenotomum is the source of this 798-nucleotide messenger RNA. RefSeq names its product agamous-like MADS-box protein AGL80. Gene Ontology annotation, biological process: positive regulation of transcription by RNA polymerase II. Gene Ontology annotation, molecular function: protein dimerization activity; DNA-binding transcription factor activity, RNA polymerase II-specific; RNA polymerase II cis-regulatory region sequence-specific DNA binding. The record is from RefSeq and is a predicted model, not a curated record. The transcript has a single exon. The coding region runs from base 1 to 798 and encodes 265 amino acids. NCBI's taxonomy places the organism in Eukaryota, Viridiplantae, Streptophyta, Magnoliopsida, Solanales, Solanaceae.